CUUUGACUGAGGGACUAUUUCGUUCUAGGCCCCUUGUGCUUUCUUCCCUCCUUUUUUAUUUGUUUCUUGGCCUGAGGAGCGGAGUGAUCUUCCCAGCGGGGUGAUGAGGUCUGGGAAGCUUGAGACGGGAAAAAAAGGGAGCCGAAGAAGCCGAUGGAGCAGAAGCGUUCAGGGGAGGGAGAGAGAGAGAGAGGGAAAGAAAGCGACGCGCCUGCGCAGUCCGGGACCUCGCUGAACAGCCAACCUCCCUCACUCCUUGUGCGAGGGCGCGCGUGCGUGUGUCUGUGGGGCGCAAGCGGCGGCGGCGGCUCUGUUCUCUGCCGCCAGACCCACGACGCUUUUCCCCAUCCCCUUCCCCCUCCUUUUUUUAACCUCAGCAGCCUCUGGGGUUCCUGCUCUUCUCUUUCUCUCUUUAUUUUAGAGGGCCUCCCUCCCUCUCUGAGAGGGCUGCGCCCCCCCCAAUAUCCCAGCUAUGGCUCAAAUACUCCCCAUAAGAUUCCAGGAGCACUUUCAGCUCCAAAAUCUUGGAAUUAAUCCAGCAAACAUUGGAUUCAGUACCUUAACCAUGGAAUCUGACAAAUUCAUUUGCAUCCGAGAAAAAGUUGGUGAGCAAGCACAGGUUGUGAUCAUAGACAUGAGCGAUCCUACCACUCCGAUCAGGCGCCCAAUCUCUGCAGAAAGUGCCAUCAUGAAUCCAGCUUCUAAAGUAAUUGCUCUGAAAGCGGGGAAAACACUCCAGAUUUUUAACAUUGAGAUGAAAAGUAAAAUGAAAGCACACACGAUGGCAGAGGAAGUGAUCUUCUGGAAAUGGAUUUCUGUGAAUACAGUUGCCUUAGUGACAGAGACUGCAGUUUAUCACUGGAGUAUGGAAGGAGACUCUCUGCCCCAAAAGAUGUUUGACAGGCACGCCAGUCUUGCGGGCUGCCAAAUCAUUAACUACAGAACAGAUGAAAAUCAAAAGUGGCUGCUUCUGAUAGGAAUUUCUGCUCAGCAAAAUCGUGUGGUUGGUGCCAUGCAGCUAUAUUCAGUGGAUCGGAAAGUUUCCCAACCUAUAGAGGGACAUGCAGCAGCUUUUGCAGAAUUCAAAAUAGAAGGAAAUGCCAAGACUUCCACCCUCUUCUGUUUUGCUAUGCGAAGCCCUGCAGGAGGCAAGCUGCAUAUAAUUGAAGUGGGUCAGCCUGCUGCUGGAAACCAACCCUUUGUCAAGAAAGCAGUUGAUGUGUUUUUCCCUCCAGAGGCUCAAACGGAUUUCCCCGUAGCAAUGCAGAUUGGAAUAAAGCAUGGUGUUAUCUAUCUCAUCACAAAAUAUGGAUAUAUUCAUAUGUAUGACUUGGAAUCUGGAGUGUGUAUCUACAUGAACCGUAUUAGUGCAGACACUAUCUUUGUAACUGCACCCCAUGAACCUACCUCGGGAAUUAUUGGUGUAAAUAAAAAAGGACAGGUACUCUCUGUUUGUGUGGAAGAAGAUAACAUUGUAAACUAUGCCACCAAUGUUCUCCAGAAUCCUGAUUUGGGUCUGCGUAUGGCGAUCAGGAGUAACUUAGCUGGGGCAGAAGAACUCUUUGCCAGGAAAUUUAAUACUCUGUUUGCACAGGGAAACUAUGCAGAAGCAGCCAAAGUGGCCGCAUCUGCACCAAAGGGAAUCUUGCGCACCAGUGAUACCAUCCGGAAGUUCCAGAGCGUUCCUGCCCAACCUGGGCAGGCCUCUCCCUUGCUGCAGUACUUUGGUAUCCUCCUUGAUCAAGGACAGCUCAAUAAAUUUGAGUCUCUGGAACUCUGCCGUCCUGUUCUUCAGCAAGGCCGCAAACAACUCUUAGAAAAAUGGCUAAAAGAAGAUAAGCUGGAAUGCUCUGAGGAGCUGGGAGACUUAGUAAAGACUGCUGACCCAACUCUUGCCCUCAGUGUUUAUCUCCGUGCGAACGUACCAAACAAAGUAAUUCAGUGUUUUGCAGAAACUGGUCAAUUCCAGAAAAUUGUUCUUUAUGCCAAAAAGGUUGGUUAUACGCCAGAUUGGAUUUUCUUGUUGAGAAGUGUGAUGAGAGUCAGUCCAGAUCAGGGCCUUCAGUUUGCUCAGAUGUUGGUACAGGAUGAGGAGCCACUAGCCAACAUCAAUCAGAUUGUUGAUGUAUUCAUGGAGAACAGCUUAAUUCAGCAGUGUACCUCCUUCUUGUUGGAUGCCUUGAAAAAUAACCGUCCUGCUGAAGGCCACCUUCAGACCCGUCUACUUGAGAUGAACCUCAUUCAUGCUCCACAGGUUGCAGACGCCAUCCUGGGAAAUCAGAUGUUCACACAUUAUGAUCGUGCCCACAUUGCGCAACUCUGUGAAAAAGCAGGAUUGUUGCAGAGAGCAUUGGAACACUACACUGACCUCUAUGACAUCAAGCGUGCUGUUGUUCAUACCCAUCUUUUGAACCCGGAGUGGCUUGUGAAUUUCUUUGGCUCUCUGUCAGUUGAAGAUUCUGUGGAGUGUCUGCGUGCUAUGCUGUCUGCUAACAUUCGACAAAACCUUCAGCUCUGUGUGCAAGUGGCUUCUAAGUAUCACGAACAGCUGGGCACCCAGUCUCUUGUGGAGCUGUUUGAAUCCUUUAAAAGUUACGAAGGGCUGUUUUAUUUCUUGGGCUCGAUUGUGAACUUCAGUCAGGACCCAGAUGUCCACUUCAAAUAUAUCCAAGCAGCUUGCAAGACUGGCCAAAUCAAAGAGGUAGAAAGGAUCUGCCGGGAAAGCAACUGCUAUAAUCCAGAACGGGUGAAAAAUUUCCUGAAGGAAGCCAAGCUCACAGACCAGCUUCCCCUCAUAAUUGUCUGUGAUAGAUUCGACUUUGUCCAUGACCUGGUCCUCUACUUGUAUCGCAACAACUUGCAGAAAUACAUUGAGAUCUACGUUCAAAAGGUAAACCCAAGUCGUAUUCCAGCAGUGGUUGGAGGACUUUUAGAUGUGGAUUGUUCUGAAGAUGUCAUUAAGAACUUGAUCAUGGUGGUGAGAGGCCAGUUCUCAACAGAUGAAUUGGUAGCUGAAGUAGAAAAAAGAAAUAGGCUUAAGUUGCUACUGCCUUGGCUCGAGUCUCGGAUUCAUGAAGGCUGUGAAGAACCAGCGACACACAAUGCACUGGCUAAAAUAUACAUUGACAGCAACAACAACCCAGAGCGCUUUCUGCGAGAUAACCCCUUCUACGACAGCUGUGUUGUAGGCAAAUACUGUGAAAAGAGGGACCCGCACUUAGCCUGUGUUGCUUAUGAGAGGGGGCAGUGUGAUCUUGAGCUCAUAAAGGUCUGCAAUGAGAACUCCUUGUUUAAGAGUGAAGCUCGAUACCUAGUACGCAGAAAAGAUCCAGACCUGUGGGUGAACGUUCUGGAGGAAAACAAUCCGUUCAGGAGACCGCUCAUUGACCAGGUUGUGCAAACAGCAUUAUCGGAAACGCAGGAUCCAGAAGAGGUUUCUGUGACUGUCAAAGCUUUCAUGACUGCUGACCUGCCCAAUGAGCUCAUUGAGUUGCUUGAGAAGAUAGUUCUGGAUAACUCAGUCUUCAGCGAGCACAGGAAUCUUCAGAAUCUCCUAAUCUUGACGGCCAUUAAAGCAGACCGAACGCGUGUGAUGGAGUACAUCAGCCGUCUGGACAACUAUGACGCCCCAGAUAUUGCAAAUAUUGCUAUCAGCAAUGAGCUGUAUGAAGAAGCUUUUGCCAUCUUUAGGAAAUUUGAUGUUAAUACUUCUGCAAUUCAGGUAUUGAUAGAGCACAUUGGCAACUUGGAUCGUGCUUAUGAAUUUGCUGAGAGAUGUAAUGAGCCAGCGGUUUGGAGCCAGCUUGCCAGAGCACAGCUCCAAAAGGACUUGGUCAAGGAAGCCAUAGAUUCAUACAUAAAGGCUGACGAUCCUUCUGCCUACAUGGAAGUUGUCCAAGCGGCGAACAGAAAUGAUAACUGGGAGGAUUUGGUUAAAUUCUUGCAAAUGGCUAGGAAAAAGGCAAGAGAAUCUUACGUCGAGACUGAACUUAUAUUUGCCUUGGCAAAAACCAAUAGGCUUUCGGAGCUAGAAGAGUUUGUCAGCGGCCCUAACAACGCUCAUAUACAGCAGGUUGGAGAUCGCUGCUACGAGGAGGGGAUGUAUGAUGCGGCCAAACUUCUCUACAACAAUGUCUCUAACUUUGCCCGCCUGGCAUCUACACUAGUUCAUCUUGGAGAGUACCAGGCAGCUGUUGAUAGUGCCCGCAAAGCCAACAGCACCAGAACAUGGAAAGAGGUGUGCUUUGCCUGUGUGGAUGGAAAGGAGUUCCGGCUCGCACAGAUCUGUGGCUUACACAUAGUAAUCCAUGCUGAUGAGCUUGAGGAGCUGAUAAGCUAUUAUCAGGAUCGUGGAUACUUUGAAGAGCUGAUUGCCCUCUUAGAAGCUGCUCUAGGCCUAGAGCGUGCUCACAUGGGGAUGUUCACCGAACUUGCCAUCUUGUAUUCUAAAUACAAACCGCAGAAGAUGAGAGAGCAUUUGGAAUUGUUUUGGUCCAGAGUCAAUAUUCCAAAGGUGCUUCGAGCAGCAGAACAGGCCCAUCUUUGGGGAGAGCUGGUUUUCCUCUAUGACAAAUACGAAGAAUAUGACAAUGCAAUAAUUACAAUGAUGAACCAUCCUACAGAUGCUUGGAAGGAAGGGCAGUUCAAGGACAUAAUUGCAAAGGUGGCCAAUGUGGAGCUGUAUUACAAAGCCCUGCAGUUUUACUUGGACUACAAACCCCUGCUGAUCAAUGAUCUUCUCCUUGUGUUAUCUUCACGGCUGGAUCACACCAGGACAGUCAGCUUCUUCUCCAAGGUUAAUCAGCUGCCUCUAGUGAAACCUUACUUGCGCUCAGUCCAGAACCAUAAUAAUAAAGGAGUCAAUGAGGCACUGAACAAUCUUCUGACAGAGGAAGAAGACUACCAGGGAUUGCGAGCUUCCAUUGAUGCCUACGAUAACUUCGAUAACAUUACACUGGCUCAACGUCUAGAAAAGCACGAGUUGAUUGAAUUCAGGCGUAUUGCUGCUUACCUGUACAAAGGCAAUAACAGAUGGAAACAGAGUGUGGAACUCUGCAAGAAAGAUCACCUUUAUAAGGAUGCCAUGCAGUAUGCCGCAGAGUCCAAAGAUGCUGAAUUGGCAGAGAAGCUACUUCAGUGGUUUCUGGAGGAAGACAAAAAGGAGUGUUUUGCAGCUUCUCUCUUCACAUGUUACGAUUUGUUGCAUCCGGAUGUCGUCCUUGAGCUGGCAUGGAGGCACAACAUUAUGGACUUUGCAAUGCCUUAUUUUAUCCAGGUGAUGAGGGAAUACCUGACCAAAGUUGAUGGUCUGUUUAAUAAGGUGGAUAAACUUGAUGCUUCUGAAAGCCUAAGGAAAGAAGAGGAACAAGUAACUGAACCCACUCCAAUAGUAUUUGGCCAGCAGCUGAUGCUAACGGCGGGUCCCAACGCAGUACCUCCGCAGGCAAACUUCCCAUAUGGAUACACGGCACCAGGAUUCACCCAGCCACCAGUUUACGGUUUCAAUAUGUAACUUGCGCUGUGAGACCUCUUAACUGUCUCUGGUCCAUCUUCUUCCCAUCCCCCCCUUUUUUUUUGUCCAAGAAGGCACAGAUGACUCCCUGUGUUGGCUUGAAUUGCCUUUGCAAUCCCACUCCAUUCAGAGACAUCCAAAGGACACUGUGUUAUUUAUUGCUAUGUCCUGUUACAUUUCAACCUCAAAAAGGGCAGCUUUUUUCCCUCUUGUUUUCAUUACUGACAUUUUCAAGGCUGUGUCUGAAGCUGCGGCGACACUUCCGCAAGAUCAACAACCCAGCAAUAACUUCUUGAGGCUGGAAGGGGUGGUGGUGGUGGUGAUGGGUGGAUGUCUCUCAUUGCAGAAUCCUCUUGCUGGCCAUGUCCAUGCUGAGGAACCUCCUAGCACCAAGCUGUUAAUGCUCUUAUAGUACUGUAACUAACCAAGCACCUACUUAGAUAGCAAGGAAUUGGGUUCAGAACCCUACUGGUGGGAUAUGUGAAAACUGUAUGUAACUCAUACUUCCUCCCCAUUUGUUUGUAGUACUGUGCAAAAAGGAAAUAAAUUAAGUGUAUGGGAGGGGGGAAUGGCAGAGCAGUUUAUAGAACGUUGCAAAAAAAAAAAAAAGCAUCUAUGCCUUCUGGAAUAGUUUUUUUAAAAAAUAACUUUCUUGGAGAAUAAAUUGGAUCAUACCGCAGAGCAGACACUUCCCAGAUUUUUUUUCCUGUAAUACAUAACAGCUUAAGCAUGAUAACUCAUUGGCAUCAAAUGGUACACAUUUUCAACAACGUAACUUUGGAUAUGUGACUUAUUUUCUUUGUUUUUGACAAGCAAAUUUUGGGAGUGUGUUGCCUGGGCAGCCAUAGUAUUGUAAAUGUGUGUGUGUUGCAAAGAGGGCCAUGUUGGUAUGAAAGGAGCAUGAAAUAUUAGGGAAGGGAGGGUUACACCUGCUUUUGUGACUGGAAUUUGGCCCUGAAAGCGAGUCUUCCUGCCUGUGCUGGCUGUAUUUGAUUUGAAGCUCUAAACCAGGAGUGGGGAACCUGCGGCCUUCUGGAAGUUGCUGGACUGCACCUCCCAUCAUCCCUCGUGACCGCUGGUCACGCCAACUGAUGCUGCUGGGAACUGGAGGCCCAACAACAUCUGGAGGACCGCAAGUUCCCCAUCUCUGCUGUAAACCCUCUGGGCGUCUGGAGAUGCUUUUCAGAAGUGACAACAGUUCAGAUUGUGGUUUUUUCCCUGCCUCUGCUAGGAUUCUUCGAGGUUAAAUGGUCUGCCCAUUGCACACUCUUGCUUUUUUCUUCUUCCCGGAUAGAGAAUGCCAACAAGGAUGUACUACUUUGUGCCACUUUUCAGAGACAUAUAUCAUUAACAUUUUAUGUACUUAAAACUAGAUAAUGUAUAAUUUAUGGCUAUGAAUCUUGUGCUAAUCAUGAAUAUUAUGAAAGUCCAAUUAUAAACAUAAACCAAACCGGU
This is a messenger RNA of Rhineura floridana, 6967 nucleotides long. It is a transcript of the gene CLTCL1, whose product is annotated as clathrin heavy chain like 1. Gene Ontology annotation, molecular function: structural molecule activity; clathrin light chain binding. NCBI's taxonomy places the organism in Eukaryota, Metazoa, Chordata, Lepidosauria, Squamata, Rhineuridae. Gene Ontology annotation, biological process: receptor-mediated endocytosis; intracellular protein transport. The transcript has 33 exons. Bases 473 to 5512 code for a protein of 1679 amino acids. Gene Ontology annotation, cellular component: clathrin coat of coated pit; clathrin-coated endocytic vesicle; clathrin coat of trans-Golgi network vesicle. The record is from RefSeq and is a predicted model, not a curated record.